AUGGAACCUACCCCAAAUCCUUAUAGUACUACCUCUUAUCCAAAUUUUCAAAAUCCAUACUCGAAUCAACCUUAUGAUACUCAUGAUGAUCCAUAUGCUUACGAAAAGCCUAGGCAAUCACUCCAACAACAACAAAACCCUUCACAAAUACCUCCAGCACAACUUUCGUCCUCCCAAAGUACUUCACACCUCCAAAGUAAUGUCAACCCUCACCAAUCCCUUCAGCAACAAGUCCCUCAAAAUGUCCCACAACAAAUGCAACCGACGCAACAAGCGAACUUGUAUCAAAAACAAUUCGAGACUUACCCUUCUCCUUUUCAAUACCAACAAGGCCCUCCUCAGAUGCCUCCACAACAACAACAAUUGGCAAUCAACCCUCAAAUACCAAUUCAACAGGUCGGAGGACCUUUACAAGGCCUCCCCCCACAACAGAUGGGUCAACAAAUGAGAGGAUACCAACAACCCCCGCUUCCACCACCACAGUUUCCCUGCGUCUAUCAUAUCCCGUCGUACGAUGAAUUUCCGCCUUCGUUUUAUAAGAAAAGCAGUGAGAGAGACGACCGAAGAGGAAGAAGUAGAAGUCGCAGCAGAAGCCGAAGUGAUAGCAGAGAUAGAUACAGGAAAAGAAGCGACUCCAGACACCACUCCAGAAGGAGGAGUAGAAGCAGAAGCGAACACAGACACUACAGAAGAUAA
Entamoeba invadens IP1 is the source of this 696-nucleotide messenger RNA. RefSeq lists its product as hypothetical. Bases 1 to 696 code for a protein of 231 amino acids. The record is from RefSeq and is a predicted model, not a curated record. NCBI's taxonomy places the organism in Eukaryota, Evosea, Mastigamoebida, Endamoebidae. The transcript has a single exon.